CACCCCGUAAUCUCCCUGUGCUGUGCCUGGGGAGACUCGAGCGGCGUUUGUCGGUCUGCGGGCUCGGCGGCUCUUCCCGUGGAAAAUGAAGUUGAGCCGCCAGUUCACCGUGUUCGGCAGCGCGAUCUUUUGCGUGGUCAUCUUCUCCCUGUACCUGAUGCUGGACCGAGGCCACUUCGACCACCCCAAGAACCCACGGCGGGAGGGCGCCUUCCAGCAGGCCCAGCUUUCAAUAUUGCAAGAAAAAAUAGACCAUUUAGAACGUUUGCUGGCAGAAAAUAAUGAAAUAAUUUCAAACAUUAGAGACUCUGUCAUCAAUUUGAGUGAAUCUGUGAAGGAUGAUCAGAAAAGCCCACAAAGUAAUAAUAAUGUCAGUCAAGGAUCCAUCUCUGAUCUUAUGCCAUCUGUUCUAACACCUUUCCUGAAUGAACCUGAAGACUGUUCAUUUGCUUCAGAAAGUGGAAAUCAGAAUUCAGAUGUACAGAUGUUGAAUGUUUAUAGCCUUCUUCCAUUUGACAAUCCAGAUGGAGGAGUUUGGAAGCAAGGAUUUGACAUUACAUAUGAAAAUAAUGAAUGGGACAGUGAGCCUCUUCAAGUAUUUGUUGUGCCUCAUUCGCAUAAUGAUCCAGGUUGGCUAAAGACUUUCAAUGACUACUUUAGAGACCAGACCCAGCAUAUUCUUAAUAACAUGGUGGUAAAGCUGAAUGAAGACAGAAGGAGAAAAUUUAUGUGGUCUGAAAUCUCUUAUUUUUCAAAAUGGUGGGAUGGAAUAGAUAUUCAGAAGAAGGAUGCUGUUAAGAGUUUAAUUGCAAAUGGACAGCUCGAAAUUGUGACAGGUGGAUGGGUCAUGCCUGAUGAAGCAUCUGCACAUUACUUUGCAUUAAUUGAUCAACUUAUUGAAGGACAUCAAUGGCUAGAAAGAAACCUAGGAGUGAAACCUAGGUCAGGCUGGGCUGUUGAUCCAUUUGGACAUUCACCAACAAUGGCAUAUCUUCUGAAACGCACUGGAUUUUCCAGUAUGCUUAUCCAGAGAGUUCAUUAUUCAGUUAAAAAGUACUUUGCAACCACAAAGUCACUAGAAUUUUAUUGGAGACAAAAUUGGGAUUUGGGAUCUAGUACAGAUAUAUUUUGCCAUAUGAUGCCAUUUUAUAGUUAUGAUGUCCCUCACACUUGUGGGCCUGAUCCUAAAAUAUGUUGCCAGUUUGAUUUUAAACGACUUCCUGGAGGUAGAAUCAGCUGUCCCUGGAGAGUGCCUCCAGAAGCAAUACAUCAAGGAAAUGUCAAUCACAGGGCACGGAUGUUGUUAGACCAGUACAGAAAGAAGUCAAAACUUUUCCGUACUAAAGUGCUCUUGGCUCCUCUAGGAGAUGAUUUCCGUUAUAGUGAAAGCUCAGAAUGGGAUCAGCAGUACCAGAAUUACCAGAGAAUUUUUGAUUAUUUGAAUUCUCAGCCUGAAUUACAUGUCAAGAUUCAAUUUGGCACUUUAUCCGAUUAUUUUGAUGCCUUGCAUAAAGUAGAUACAAAACACCAAAAAACUACUAAAUCAUUAUUUCCCGUUCUGAGUGGAGAUUUCUUCACAUAUGCUGACAGAGAUGAUCAUUAUUGGAGUGGAUAUUUUACAUCAAGACCCUUCUAUAAACGAAUGGAUAGAAUAAUGGAGUCUUACUUAAGGGCUGCUGAGAUUCUUUAUUCUUUUGCACGAAUACAAGCUCAGAAAUAUAAGAAGACAAGUUUGUUCCCUUCGUCAUCAUAUUAUCAAUUACUGACAGAAGCCAGAAGGAAUCUUGGACUUUUUCAACAUCAUGAUGCCAUUACAGGAACUGCUAAAGAUUGGGUGGUUGUGGAUUACGGCACUAGACUUUUCCAUUCCAUAAUGAACUUGAAGACGAUAAUCAGAGAUUCUGCUCAUAUUCUCAUUCUGAAGGACAAAGAUGCCUACAGCUUUAACCCAUCCAUCCCCUUCCUACAGAUGGAGAGUGAACAACAAUCACAAGAUAGUCUGCCACGAAAAACUGUCAUAAAGCUGAGUAUGCAGCCAAGGUACCUUGUGAUCUAUAAUCCUUAUGAACAAGAGCGUCACUCUGUGGUUUCAGUCUAUGUGAGUUCAUCAAAAGUUAAACUCCUCACAGAUUCAGGAAAACCUGUCUUAAUUCAAAUUAGUGCUGUUUGGGAGGGACCCAAUACAAUUUCAAAUGAGGCAUAUCAGAUUUCCUUUGUAGCCCAUCUGCUGCCGUUAAGUAUGAAAAUAUACCAGCUUUCGGAAUCAGAGGACUCAGAGUUACACAUAGCUACUUAUACGAUCUAUAAUAUGGAAGCAAGUUCUGGAACAAUUUUCAAGAUAAAAGAAAUGAAAUUCAAUACAGAUGACAUAACUAUAGAGAACUCAUAUAUAAAACUUGAUUUUAGUGGAUCUGGAUUAAUGGAGAAAAUGACUAAUAAAGAGGAUGGUAAAAUCCAUGAAGUCAAAGUGGAAUUUACAUGGUAUGGAACCAGAAAUGGUAGAGACAAGAGUGGUGCUUAUCUUUUCUUACCUGAUGGAGAAGCCAAGCCCUACAUUUCUGCUGAUCCACCUUUUAUCAGAGUGACACGUGGAAGGAUUUAUUCAGAAGUUACAUGUCUCUUUCCUAAUUUGAAACACAACGUGCGACUUUAUAAUGUGCAGGGAAUAGAAGGCCAAUCUGUGGAAGUUGCCAAUAUUUUGGACAUCAGAGGAGAAUAUAACCGUGAGAUUGCAAUGAGAAUUUCUUCUGACCUAAACAGUCAAAAAAGAUUUUAUACUGACCUAAAUGGAUAUCAGAUACAGCCUAGACUAACAAUGAGCAAAUUACCUCUUCAAGCAAAUAUCUACCCAAUGACAACAAUGGCUUAUAUCCAAGAUGAUGGGUUUCGUUUGACACUUCUUUCUGCCCAGUCUUUAGGUGUUGCAAGUUUGAAAAAUGGACAGAUUGAAGUAGUCAUGGAUCGUCGACUCAUGCAAGAUGAUUAUCGUGGGCUUGGACAAGGUGUACAAGAUAACAAGAUUACAGCUAAUUUAUUUCGAAUUCUAUUAGAAAAAAGGAAUGGAAUUAACAUGAAAGAAGAAAAGAAGUCAGUCAGUUAUCCCUCACUUCUUAGCCACAUAACAUCUUCUUUCUUAAAUCAUCCAGUCAUUACAAUGACUAUAAAUCCAGACAUAAAUAUUCCUCACCUCCUGAAUGGAUUUUCUCCACUUGUAUCAUCCAUGCCUUGUGACAUUCACUUAGUUAAUCUAAGGACAAUACAAUCAAAGGAAGACAGUGGACCAUUAGAUGAGGCCGCCUUAAUACUUCAUAGAAAGGGAUUUGAUUGUAGAUUUUCUAACAGAAGUGGACUACUUUGCUCACUUACUCAGGGAAAGAUGUUGGUACACAAGCUAUUUAAUGAAUUUACUGUUCAAAGUCUUAUACCAUCAUCAUUAUCUUUGAUGCAUUCACCUCCGGAUAGCAGAAAUACAAGUGAUAUCAACAUGAGUCCCAUGGAAAUCAGUACAUUCCGAAUCCAUUUGAGAUGAACUUGGCUUUCAGUUUUGGAUUGUGAAGAAAUAGCUUUUGUAUUUUCUUGAUUUAACGUGCAAUAAAGAAGCACAUUGUUAUUCCAGCUUCUGGAUACUGUGAGAACAUGAAUUCUGUGAUUUUCUUUUAACCAAGUUUUUUUUUCCCCUACAAAAGCCAUGUUCUUAACAAUUUUUUAGUUCUUUAUCAUGAAACACCACUGUCAGUAUAAAUUAAUGCAACAAAAGAAGAAAUAUCUAAGGAUGUUAAUGUAUCAACAACAGAUUUAGUCUCAGGUUAAAUGCUAAUUUUGUCUUUGUUGGGGUUGUGAGAUGGUUAUUAAAGUAUUUGCUGAUCCUUGAUCAAUUUCUAUUAAAAUUAUGAUGGUUAAUAUCUCAUUUCAGUAUUUAAGUGAAAUGAGAUAAACAGCUGUUGGGUAAUAGCUAAUGGCCAAAUAGUUGCAAUAAUGCAUACAGGUUACAAAUUUUUUUAUCUUAUUUUGUACUGUGGAGAGGUGAAUUCUGUGGUGAAGUGCAAUCCAGGAGCCUUUGUGAUAUGAAUGAUUAACUUUCAUACCUUCCUCUAAUUUACUUCUUGUUUUGCAUCCUCCCUUAUCCAUCCUUCCCUUACCAUCACCCCAGGCUGCCAGUAUGUAGUAUUAAAAAAAAAAAAAAAAAAAAGACAUUUUCAUUACUUGACAAAGUGGGAUAGGUGCAAUUUAUUCCAUUGUCACUUAAAAAAGCAAGAAGUAAUUCCCUGGGUACCAUAAACCUGUUUGGGGUACCAUAAGGUAUCUUUUUAGAUAGCCCAUUGGAACAUUAAUGUUCUGAGAUGGGUUUUUCUAUAUCAAGAUUACCAUAUCAAGAUAUAAAUGUGCCUUAUUUUUUUAUAUGUCUCAUUAAAUCUUUUGGUGUCCAUAUUACUGUUCUGGGGUUGGGGGUGAGGGGGUGGUUAGUUUAUAUGAUACUUAAAUUGUGUAAUUUUUCUUGACAAUGCUGGCCACACUCUGAUCUGUGUUGUCCCACUAACCUUGUGCUGAUGUUAUUUUAAACAUUUAGACUUUUUGAAUGUACUAAGAUGUAAGAAAGAAACACCAGGAAGAUAAAACACUGUUAAUCAAAAUACACUGCUGCCAAGGAAACUGCAAACUGAUGUAAAGAUUUUGUAAAAAUGCAAAAUUGAGGCAUCACUAUACAUUUCAUAGAUUGUUAACCAUAUUGGAAACAUUUAUAUGAUUUUUAAAUGUCAGUGUCCGAAGUCUGAUAACAUGUGUAGAUUCUUCAUAGCUGUCAUAAUAGGAAUUAUGAGCAUUUGGCUCACCCAGUUUGAAUCUUUUUUUAAUUAUUAUUAUUACUACUAAGUUCAACAUGAGUUAGUCUCAUGUCUAUGUGCCACAGUAUGUUUGUUGUUCAUACCAUAUCAUUUAAAGGAUUUCCUUUUAAAAAAUGUUUUAAUAGUUGUCAUUAAGUAGAUUCUUGUCCAUGUGGAAUUUCAUAAAUUCCCAUUAAUUAGAAAGAAUUGAUUUGCUUAUUUUAAAUUUGCAUAAUACUUUACCUCCUGUCAUUUAUACAUUGUUAUAAAUAGUAUGAAAACGAGUUUCUUUUUCCUGUUGGGGUUUCUGUGUUGUUCUCUAGUUCUGAAUUUUCACUUAAGAUUCAGUUGGCUAAGGAGAUUAUUAAAGUUGUGUAUUCAUAAAUUUCAUUCACCUUUAAUAAACAAGCAAUGCCUUUAUAAAUAAAACAUCACAAGUGGAUAACUUCAUGCAAUAAAUAUGUACUGUAAGUUUCCUUGGUGCAGUGAUUGAAAACUUCCUGUUCGUUGAAAUCUACAGAUUUUGGAUUGCCAGUGGAAAGUUCCAAUAAAAAAGAUCCAGUAUUUUAAUUGAAUCUUAAAUGAAAAACCUUCCUAUGGGAGAUCACUGUAUUCUGUGGUAAACUGGAUAUUCAUAACCUUUCCCUAAAUUCUGAUCAGCUAUAAAGCAAAUAUUUGGACGCAAUAAAAAGUAUAUUUGCCUGUUAAAAUUAUUUUGGGUGGAUAUGUUCCAUUCCAUUCAUCAGCAUCUUGUAUCAGCUUUACUUUUGAUUACUACCAGCUGUUCAAACAUAAUGCAAAUAUAUUCUUUAACCAGCAAGUUUCUUUUCUUUUUUGAAUUCUAAACAUCUAGAACAUCAGGGAAAUUAAGAAAAUGACCUUUCUUUAAAUUGUCAUGUUACCUAGAUAUUUGAAUCUUUUCAGCUAUACAUUUAGUUGUUCAUUCAUUUAUUGCAAAUGUUCAAGAACCAUGUUUUUCAUUGCUUUAGUUUUCUCUGUUUUAUUUUUGAGAGCUACAGAGAUGAUUGAGAACCCAGGAUCCUUGUAUUAAGCAAGUGCUGAUGAAAAUAAAAUUCUGUAGAAAAAUGUGGUAAAACAUUGUAAUUACUUUCCACAUCAAUGUACCUAUACUGAAAUGUUUUUACAUUCCUUUGUUGAGAGAGAGACAGAUUGCUUUUAUCUUGCCCAUACUUUCCUUGAAACAGAUUGAAUUCAACAGGUUUUGAUAUUUUCUCUAGGAAGAUUUUAUAUCUUUUGGGGGAAAUAUAAGGUCUCUAAUAAAAAUAAUAUUAUGGUG
Messenger RNA from Vombatus ursinus (common wombat), 6117 nucleotides. RefSeq names its product mannosidase alpha class 2A member 1 (gene MAN2A1). The record is from RefSeq and is a predicted model, not a curated record. NCBI's taxonomy places the organism in Eukaryota, Metazoa, Chordata, Mammalia, Diprotodontia, Vombatidae. Gene Ontology annotation, molecular function: carbohydrate binding; alpha-mannosidase activity. Bases 86 to 3529 code for a protein of 1147 amino acids. Gene Ontology annotation, cellular component: Golgi membrane. The transcript is spliced from 22 exons. Gene Ontology annotation, biological process: mannose metabolic process; N-glycan processing; protein deglycosylation.